AUGCCAUGGCUGAACAUCUGGCCUUUCGCGAAGAAGGCUGACGACAAGGGUGGUACGUCGAUCAGUGCAAAGGUCACUGAAGCUAUCGACGAUGUCCUAGACCGACCGGACGCGUCUCACUCGACGACCGCGUUCUCGCAACCCGAGACAUGGAUAGCAGCCGGCGCAUUGACUGUUACUGCACUGGGAGGCUUUCGGUUCUAUCGUGCGUACCUCCGACGGAUACCACAGGCUACCGAUAUCCGUCCCAGCUUUUUGAGGAAUAGAAGCAUAUUUGGCAGAGUCACGAGCGUCGGGGAUGGAGACAACUUUAGGAUCUACCAUACACCUGGGGGACGCCUAGCAGGGUGGGGGUGGCUGCCAUGGAGGCGGGUCCCUACAGACAAGAAGGCGUUGAGGAACCAGACAGUACAUGUGCGUCUGGCAGGAGUGGAUGCGCCAGAACUCCCACAUUUUGGACGUCCCGAGCAACCUUUCGCGCAGGAAGCCCACCAAUGGCUGACCGACUAUGUUGGUUCAAGGAGGGUCAGGGCGUAUGUCUACAAGCAAGACCAAUACAGCCGAGUUGUCGGGACCGUGUAUGUGUGGAAGGGCCUCAUCCGUCGCGAUGUGGGUCUUCAGAUGCUCCGAGAAGGACUGGCAACAGUGUACGAGGCGAACACAGGAGCUGAGUUCGGCAAGUUCGAGGACAAGUAUCGCAAAGCUGAAUGGUGGGCAAAGACGAAGCGCAAAGGACUCUGGGCUGGAAAGGCCAGGGCAGGUUUCGAGACGCCUGGCGAGUACAAGAAGCGAUAUGGCAGUGGUAGCCCUGUCGAGAGCAAUUCUGGAUGA
Messenger RNA from Cyphellophora europaea CBS 101466, 831 nucleotides. RefSeq lists its product as uncharacterized. The coding region runs from base 1 to 831 and encodes 276 amino acids. The record is from RefSeq and is a predicted model, not a curated record. The transcript has a single exon. Gene Ontology annotation, cellular component: mitochondrion; cytoplasm. Lineage: Eukaryota; Fungi; Ascomycota; Eurotiomycetes; Chaetothyriales; Cyphellophoraceae.